Molecule: messenger RNA, 2700 nt
Organism: Sorghum bicolor (sorghum)
Lineage: Eukaryota; Viridiplantae; Streptophyta; Magnoliopsida; Poales; Poaceae
Product: basic helix-loop-helix protein A
Exons: 9
Coding region: 42-2282 (746 amino acids)
Molecular function (GO): protein dimerization activity
Source: RefSeq, a predicted model, not a curated record
GCAGCAGCAGGGGUAGCCACAUCCAUCUAUCCUAGCUAGCCAUGGCGGCGGCCGGCGGCGAGGCCGUGCAGAAGGCGCUGCAGUCGGUGGCACAGAGCACGGGGUGGACGUACAGCCUCCUCUGGCGCCUCUGCCCGCGCCAAGGGUACGACGCGCUGGUGUGGGCGGAGGGCCACUACAACGGCGCCAUCAGGACGCGCAAGACGACGGUGCAUCAGCCGGGCGGCGGGGAGGCCGGCGCCGGCGAGGAGGAGGAGGAGGAAGAGGGGGAGACGGCGGCAGCGGGGGCGGGGGCUGGCCGGGCGGCGCUGCGCCGGAGCCGGCAGCUCAAGGAGCUCUACGACUCCCUGGCGGGGGAGGCGGGCGCCAACAACGGUGGCGGAGGAGCGGGCGGCGGCGGCGGCGCGCAGCAGCAGCAGCAGCAGCAGGUGGUGGUGGUGGUGCCUCCGCCUCGCCGGCCCACCGCCGCGCUGGCGCCCGAGGACCUCACGGAGACUGAGUGGUUCUACCUCAUGUGCGCCUCCUACUGCUUCCCUCCUGCCGUCGGGUUGCCUGGGGAGGCAUUUGUAAGGAGAGUUCAUGUGUGGCUAUACGGGGCAAACAAAGUUGACAGCAAAGUGUUCUCAAGAGCAAUUCUCGCUAGGAGUGCAGGCAUCCAGACAGUAGCAUGCAUUCCAGUCAACGAUGGUGUCCUGGAAAUUGGAACUACAGAGAAGGUAGAAGAAGACAUUGGUUUAAUUCAAUAUGCUAGGAGUAUCUUCAUGGAUCAAAUUGGCGCCCACAUAAUGCCUACCCUCUCAGGCCAUUCAACUUCCACCGCCCCAACCACACACAUCAAUCAUCAGCCAUUCCAGACAAAAAUGGGCUGCAUUGGUGACAUAAAUGUGCAGAAAACUAGUCACAAUUCAGGAGACGAGCACCAUAACGAAAUGGAAGACGAUGGCGACGUCAGAAUUGACUUAUUACAGACCAAUACUGGAAAUGAUUCAAGCCGGCAUUCGCCACAGGACACUAAUGUAGGCAAUGAGCAGGGAACCCUCAAUGCAGGGAGCAGUGAGCUGAUGCUGACUGGGACGUCAGAAAGGGUAAGAGAUGGUUGUUCAAAGCAAGAGGAUGAAGAGAUACCAGUGCUUAUGGUUUGCCAGAACAACGGUAAUCUGGUAGCGCAGGAUGAAUUUGGUCCAUGGCAUGAUUUUGUCGACGAAGACCUAAGCAGUAAAUACCUACAAUCCUCAGCGGCAGAAGAUCAAGCAGUACUAGCGGAGAACGCACACUACGUCGAAACGGUCCUGGCAAUCUUACGGUUCAAUGCGUCCCGGCAAACCCAAGCAGCCUCAUCAAACACCAAAGCCUACCUGGCACUCUCCAAGAACUCGUCAUUUUCAAGAUGGACCACCAGCUGGAACCACAAGGCAAGCAACAAUGAUCUUCAGAGCAUGUUGAUCCCUGAUGAUGAAGGCGCCCCACAGAGACUGCUCAAGAGCAUCCUGCUCGGUGCCCCUAGCAGCAGCAGUCACCCGAGUUACAAAGGAGCUGACGCCGCCGUCCAUUCGUCACCGGAGCCGAGAGACGACGGCGAAGGCACCAGCCGGUCUCGGAGAGCGCCGCCGGUCCAGCCAGCUGAGCUGAGUGCCAGCCAUGUUCUCAAGGAGCGGCGGCGGAGGGAGAAGCUCAAUGAGAGGUUCGUCAUGCUUCGGUCCUUGGUGCCCUUCGUCACAAAGAUGGACAGGGCGUCGAUCCUGGGCGACACGAUCGAGUACGUGAAGCAGCUACGGAGACGCAUCCAGGAGCUCGAGUCGUCACGAGGUCGGCUGGUGGACAGCAACCCGAGGACGACGGCGAUGGCGCCGCCGCCGCCGCCGCCGGCAGCCUCAACGGAGACGACGAGGAGAGGUCAUCACACGAGCGGCGGUUACCUCGCGCGCGCAGGUACCGGCACAGGCACAGGCACAGCAGCGGAAGCGAGCGCUAGCGGCAGCUGCUGCAACAGCAGCGUCGGGGAGCACGAGCAUCAUCUGGCGGGUGACACGGAGGUGCAGGUGUCCAUCAUCGGGAGCGACGCGCUGCUGGAGCUCCGGUGCCCGCACAGGGAGGGGCUCCUCCUCCGGGUCAUGCAGGCGCUGCACCAGGAGCUCCGGCUGGAGGUCACCUCCGUCCAGGCCUCGUCAGCCGGCGACGUGCUACUUGCAGAGCUGCGUGCCAAGGUGAAGGAGGUGCAUGGCAGGAGGAGCAGCAUCACUGAAGUCAAGAGAGCAAUUCAUCUAAUCGUUUCAUCAGACUGAAUUUGUUAAGGAGAAUCCGUUGUGUGUAGCAUACUACAGCCUGGGUCCAUACAUAUAGAGACAAUAUAUGGGCCGGCCCAAUUCACACACAUACAUAUUACGUAUAGCCCAACAUUUUGCUAAAAAAAAAAUAUAACCCAACACUCCCAUCAAGAUGGAUAUAUGAAUAGACGAUAUCUAUCGUUACCACCUUGCAACAUGCUAUAUUACACUAUUUUACUGCUAAAUGCUUAGUAAAACAAUCUGCUAUUUGACAUUCUACUGAGCAUCUAUAUCUUACUUUUAAUGAAAGAGCGAUCGAUCUCCACAUAUUAUGUUAAUUGAUAGCCGAUUUGUUAUAACACAAGAGCUUAAAUUGUACUUUUCAUAGCAUAUUUAACUCUGACAGAAGUCUCCUAACCCAAAAUAUGUUGCUUAC